AUGAAACUGAGAGUCAUUGCGCUUCUUGCACUGGUCGGAGCCACUUUUGCGGCUCCACAAGGUCUCUUUGGCCAUCACCAUCAUCAUCAUCACGGCCACAAAACAAAGGCACCACGAACCACUCGUGGACCAACUACUCUUGCUCCGAAUCCGAAGACCGCAGCCCCUUCGCUGGCGCCGAUCUCUGAGAAGCCAAUCCCAUCGGAGAGCCCCGCUCCUUCCGAUGCUCCCUCUGAACAGCCAUCUUCCGUGGGUACAGAGAGCUCUUCGUCUGCAGCGAGCAUCUCAUCCGAGUCUCCUGUGGAACCGUCUGCUUCCUCAGCUGCCCCGUCGUCUCUUGCUCCGAAAUCAUCGAAAUCUCCAUCCUCCUCCGCAGCGCCGCCAUCAAAUUCCCCUGCGCCCAACAAUGGCAGUUCUUCUGCACCGAAUGUAAUUACUGAAGAACCAUCAUCUGCUGCUCCUUCUGGACGACCUAGCUCGCCGGAGCCUUCUAAUGAGCCACAACCUUCUGAAUCUCCGAGCCCAUCUGAUGAGCCACAGCCAUCUGGACCUCCCAGCUCACCGAAGCCUUCUGAUGAGCCCCAACCUUCUGGAUCUCCGAACCCUGCAGAGCCUUCUCAUGAGCCACAACCAUCCGGACCGCCAUCUCCAGCUCCAUCCGAUGAGCCACAGCCUUCUGAAUCUCCGAGCCCAUCUGAUGAGCCACAGCCAUCUGCACCGCCAUCUCCAGCUCCAUCCGAUGAGCCACAGCCUUCUGAAUCUCCGAGCCCAUCCGAUGAGCCACAACCAUCAGGACCUCCCUCUCCAAUUCCAUCCGAGCGCCCGGGCCCGCCAGGACCUCCUGUACCCACCCGUCUUCCGGUCCCGCCAGGCACAACCCGUCGUCCUGGACCCCCAGGCCCACCAACUCGUCGUCCUGGACCCCCAGGCCCACAAACUCGUCGUCCUGGACCCCCAGGCCCAUCAACUCGUCGUCCUGGACCUCCCCAUCAUCAUGGACAUAGACAGAAGUGA
Molecule: messenger RNA, 1014 nt
Organism: Caenorhabditis sp. 36 PRJEB53466
Lineage: Eukaryota; Metazoa; Nematoda; Chromadorea; Rhabditida; Rhabditidae
Source: the annotation of a GenBank genome assembly